UAUUUACAUCAGGGGUCAAAGUUGACGUUGGCCAUGUGUGUAUGUUGCCGCAUCUACCACAGCACUGUUAGAUACAGCUACAGUUUGUACUUCAUUUAUAAAUAUUCGUGAAUAUACUUAUUAAAAUUUGGGUUAAAAGGCUGAGUUACGUUUUUAGGGGAUUGUUUAUUUCGUCAACGGUUUCCUUAAAGUUAGGUUUGUCAGAAUAUUCGGUUCUGCUCCGCGUUAGCUUCCGUAGUUGAGCUGAAAUGCCAGUUUGCAUCUUUUAGCGGCAGGAUUUUCUAAUGAUGGCUUAACGUGACAUGUUUAAAAUCCGACCACUGUUGAGUGUCUUAGUUAACCACAGACUGACGUCAGAGAGAAACGACUUAUCAACUUCACAGGUGGCCUUUAUAAGUUCUUUUGCAUGAUGAGUGAAGGAUCCAGAGAUGAGCAGACAGCCAAGCUGCUGAAAAGAGCCAAUGAGGAAAAUGAAGACUCUGCUGAGAGGGUGCAGGUUACAAAAAGGAUAAAAGCAGAGGGGGAACCCACUGAAGAUGAAAAGAAAUAUCCCAAAAAGAAAGUGGUCCUCCUUUUGGCAUACUCAGGAAAGGGAUACUAUGGCAUGCAGAGAAAUCCUGGAACCUCUCAGUUUAGGACCAUUGAAGAUGAUCUGGUCACUGCGCUUAUUAAAUCUGGUUGCAUUCCUGAAAACCAUGGCGAUGACAUGAAGAAGAUGUCUUUCCAAAGAUGUGCCAGAACAGAUAAGGGUGUGUCUGCAGCUGGUCAAGUGGUGUCUCUAAAGCUGCGGUUGAUUGAAGACAUCAUUGACAAAAUCAACGAGCAUCUGCCACCACAGAUCAGAGUGCUCGGUCUUAAACGGGUGACCCAGGGUUUCAAUUCCAAAAACAACUGUGAUGCCCGUACAUACUCCUAUAUGCUUCCAACAGCGGCCUUAUCCCCAAAAGACUAUGAUACUGGGAAUAUAGCAGCCUUUCGCCUCUCUCCAGAGACACUUCAGAGGGUGAACUGUCUGUUUUCUCUCUACAAAGGCACCCAUAAUUUCCACAACUUCACCUCUCAGAAGGCUGCAAGUGACCCCAGUGCCCGCCGCUACAUCACAGAGAUGUCUUGUGGAGAGCCUUUUAUCUGCAGCAAUACUGAAUUUGCAGUGAUCACUGUGCGAGGCCAGAGCUUUAUGCUGCACCAAAUCCGCAAGAUGAUCGGACUGGUGAUUGCGGUGGUAAAGGGCUACGCGAAGGAAGAAGUGAUGCAACGGAGCUGGGGACAGGAGAAGGUGGACGUGCCCAAAGCUCCAGGACUGGGGCUGGUCCUCGAAAGGGUUCACUUUGACCGGUACAACAAACGAUUCGGAGGGGACGGGCUGCAUGAGCGUCUGGAAUGGGACCGCGAGGAGGAGGCAAUCAAGGCCUUCAAGGAGGCUCACAUCUACCCCACCAUUGUUGAGACAGAGUGUCAGGAGGGCUCCAUGGUCAGCUGGAUGUCCACACUUCCUAUCCAUGACUUUGAAGCCACAGCUACUGACACACAAGACAAUGAGGACCAAAAACAGGACAAUGCAGAUGUAGGAAACAACUCUGAUUAGUUCACCCUGCCUGCUGAAAGAAGAGACAUUUUCUCACCAAAACAUUCUCUCUCUUUUGUUGGGAAUUAUCUUUCUUUUUAGUAUAUCUUCCAAGAUUUACUUUUUUAAAAGUGGGAUUUAAUUCUGCUUCUCUUAUACAAAUGUUAUUAAACAAACAACAAGAUAA
Molecule: messenger RNA, 1751 nt
Organism: Siniperca chuatsi (mandarin fish)
Lineage: Eukaryota; Metazoa; Chordata; Actinopteri; Centrarchiformes; Sinipercidae
Gene: pus1
Product: pseudouridine synthase 1
Exons: 6
Coding region: 407-1585 (392 amino acids)
Biological process (GO): mRNA pseudouridine synthesis; tRNA pseudouridine synthesis
Cellular component (GO): nucleus
Molecular function (GO): pseudouridine synthase activity; RNA binding
Source: RefSeq, a predicted model, not a curated record